Messenger RNA from Acaulospora colombiana, 1935 nucleotides. Lineage: Eukaryota; Fungi; Glomeromycota; Glomeromycetes; Diversisporales; Acaulosporaceae. The record is from the annotation of a GenBank genome assembly.
AUGGGUUCUAAUUUCUCACCUUCCUCCAACAAAAAAACAAAACAAACUACCCUAGAAGAGCUGUUUUUCUCAAGAAUCCCCUUCUCAAAGAAACCCAUAAACACUAUUAAAGAUACCCCCGUUAGCCUCCUCAAAUCGAAGUCACAAAGUCGAAGUUCACCUCUUUGCCAGGGCAUCUCCUUGUCCACCGGUUUACCCUGCAGACGUCCAGUAGUAGAUGAUAAUUAUUGCUUCCAGCAUAAGACACAAGUCAAAGGUGAAAGCAUUUUUGGAAUACCGACCACCCCCAGAAAAAAUGUGGCGCCGUAUGACUGUGGGAAAGUAAAGGGAGGUGGAGUCCACGAAACAUUAAACAAAGACGAAGUUACGAGAAAUGAAGAAAGUCUUGCAAAGAACUUCAACACCGUGUCGCUAAAGAAUUCCAACGAUCCGAAGCAAAAGGUUAGAAAGGUCCGAAGUAAGGAUAAAAUGCCAAAAAAAUCGGACUUUGAAUCCAAGAAAGAUUCGCCAAGCACUACGGUGAUUAUGAUUCGCUUAGAAAACAAUGUUGAAGUUCAGAUCACUCAAUCAAACGGAACAACGGAAGUCACCCAAACCGUCGAGACACCAGCGUCAUACACAAAAUCGGGUCAACGGUCGCCCACGCCAGUGAUUCGUUCGGAAACCCCUCCACCUCUUCGUUUGCCUCUGGAAAGUCCCAACUAUCCAGAUGAUAGCUUCCUAGAGACGAAAAAUAAGGAAUUCUUUCAAACUCCCACCUUCGUGAGCCCAUCUGAAUGUUUAGAUUUGGUUCCCAUACUAUCUUCGUCGCCGACUCAAUCGAUAAGAGGAUACAAGGUUGCAUCCGCUAUGACCGACAAUUUCACACCCCUUUUUUCUUCGCCCGUAUCACCGUCGCGAGAAGAACCAUUCACCGAAAAUGAUAACGAGGAUUCUCCGCCAUCAUCGCCGACUCCGAUAAGGAAUCAAAGAUUAUUGUACGAGUCACGGUUUUCGCCUUCAGAAAAGUGUGUAGAUGACGACAGAACUCCUACGGCUCCGAAGAAAACAUUCCGCAGCGUUUCCAGAUCCGGGUCAGCAACAACGACGCCCACGCUCUCUGACAACAAAAUUCACGUCGAUCUCACCGCAAAUCCGAUUUCCCCGUUAAAGCCCCUAACACAAAUUUUUUGUCAGGGGAAAAGUUAUAAGACCAACAAGCAAUGCGUUCGUAAGGUUAAACGCAAUGAGAAAUAUUGCCAGCAGCAUAAACAAACUAUGAUGGAACAAGCGGAGAUCGAAAGAGCACUCUUCGUUCCCGGUAGAUCGAAAAUGACAUGGGUUAAAUUUAAAGACUGGUUAAACGAUGGUCUAUCUGAAGAAACCAAGCGUUUGUUAAUAUCUGAAAUGGAAAAGCCGAUAUCCGACAGGGAUAGAGCUGGUUUUAUAUACGCAUAUAGAUUGGUUGAGGGUCCUUCCUCACAUCAUGAUUCCAAUUGCACAUUAUAUAAAAUCGGUAGGACCACCAAUGUUCAUCGGCGAUUAUACCAGUGGUCCCAACAUUGCGGCUAUACACCUCAAUUGAUCGAACUUUUUCCAGACGUGAAUUUAUCAAGUUCGUUUUCAUCUCAGGAAUCAAUGUUGGACACGAUCUUUGACGAUGACGAAGGUUCAUCGAAUGGUGAAUGCUCAUCUCAAUUGGCCAAGGUAACCAAAUGCAAAUAUGCACAUCGAGUAGAACGAUUAAUUCACAUUGAACUAAGCGAGAAGUAUAGUGUGGACAUGGAGACGUGUUUGGGAUGUGGUAAUAUGCACAGGGAAUGGUUCAAGGUGAUUGCACCGGUCAGAGGUAGCUCCACCAAGGUUGAAGAUGAUGGGCUUCACGGAUGGAACGAGAUAAGAAAGGUUAUUGUUCACUGGAUAACUUAUGUCGAAAAAAAUUAUGGCGUGGGUUAA